AUGGCCGAGCGUUUCCCUGGAGACGAGGCGGUGGCCAACGGCUUCGGUCGCCGUUCGCUCCGUGAACAGGAAUCCUGGCUCCUGUUCCAGGCGAACAUCCCGGCGCCGUCGGACAUGCGCGUCGGGCCGACGGGCUGGAGGCUCAGCAAUGGGGGGGUGCCCAUUCCCCCAUUGCCUGACGCUGUCGCCAAGCCAUCCUACUUCGCCGACAAGGUCGAGAUCGCGCGCGCCUCCCUCACCGACGCCGAGCUCUCCCUACCCCAGUACGCCGCCGACAACCACGCGGCUGGGGCGGCAUACUUCGAGCGCCUUUUGUUUGGUUCGUUUUGUGUGCUGUACGUAAUAGGUUGCUAUUCCACAUGCAAGAAUGUCACCCUCGAGAAUGGCAAAUGCUCUGGCGCUGGCUGUUGUCAAGCCGAUGUCCCAAAGGGAAUACAGUAUUAUCGUGGCUAUUUCAACGAAAACUACAACACUGCUCAAAUAUGGAAAGACUACCCUUGCAACUACAUGAUAGUGAUGGAAAAGGCAGCUUUCAGUUUCAACACCAGCUAUGUCAAACCCAAAGUAUUCUAUGAGACAUACAAGGAGGGAGUUCCUCUUGUCGCGAACUGGGUAAUAAGACCAUGGACUUGCAAGGCAGCUAAAAAGAACAUGAGUACCUAUGCGUGCAUCAGCAGCCAUAGUGCGUGUGUUGAUUCCACCACCAACAAUCCAGGUUACCAUUGCAAGUGCUCCAAUGAGUACAAAGGCAACCCUUACAUCACGGCUGGAUGCCAAGAUAUUGACGAGUGCCGUGAAAAAGCUAAUCCUUGUGGCCGAGGGAUCUGCAAGAAUACGCAGGGGAAAUACAGUUGCUCAUGCCACCCUGGGAACUAUAUGGCAAAUGGUGUCUGCGUACCAAUUCCAAAGUCUCCCCAUUUUCCUGCGGUGCCAGUUGUAGGUGCAAGUGUUGGACUUGUCAUCAUUGUGAUUUUUGUUGCCUUUGCAUGCUUCAUCCAAGAGAGACGGAAGCUACAGAACAUGAAACAGAACUACUUCCGGCAGCACGGCGGCCUUAUACUAUUUGAAGAGAUGAAGGAGAAGCAAGGCGUUACAUUCAAAAUCUUCUCAGAGGAAGAACUGCAGCAAGCCACGAACAAGUUCAGCGAACAACAAGUCUUAGGUCAUGGGGGGCACGGGACCGUGUACAAGGGACUUUUCAAGGACAACUUGGAGGUGGCGGUCAAGAGAUGCAUGACCAUCAACGAGCAACACAAGAAAGAGUUCGGUAAGGAGAUGCUAAUCCUAUCCCAAAUCAACCACAAAAACAUUGUGAAGCUUCUGGGAUGCUGCCUCGAAGUGGAAGUCCCCAUGUUGGUUUAUGAGUUCGUCCCAAACAGCACUCUCUUCCAUCUCAUCCACGGCAACCAUGGCCGACGUAUCCCCUUAGCCACUCGCUUGGGGAUCGCUCAUGAGUCUGCGGACGCGCUCUCCUACCUUCACUCAUCCACUUCGACACCAAUCCUUCAUGGUGAUGUCAAGUCCUCCAAUAUCCUCCUUGAUGGCGACUACAAGGCUAAAGUCUCCGACUUCAGUGCCUCUAUCCUGGCACCAACCGAUGAGUCACAAUUUGUAACACUUGUACAAGGGACGUGCGGGUACCUUGACCCGGAGUACAUGCAAACAUGCCAGUUGACAGACAAGAGUGACGUGUACAGCUUUGGUGUCGUUCUUCUGGAGCUGCUCACGGGGAAGAAGCCCUUUAGUCCUGAUGCCUCUGACCAAGAGAAGAGCCUAUCAAUGAUGUUUAUGUCUGCAGUGAAGGAGAAUAAGCUUCAGGAGAUCUUGGAUGAUGGGAUCAAGCAAGACAACAUGGAGGUUCUUGAAGAGAUCGCGGAGCUAGCGAAGCAAUGCUUGGAGAUGUGCGGUAGGAAUAGGCCAUCGAUGAAGGAAGUUGCAGAGAAGCUUGAUAGGUUGAGGAAGGUGAUGCAACAUCCCUGGGUGCAACUGCAGCAAAACCCUGAAGAGAACGAAAGUUUACUUGGGCAGCGAUCGGCAAUGGUCAACUCGACGGUUGUUAGUGCUGAAUAUUUUAGCAUCAAGAAGGAAGCAGUGACGAGUCUGGGAUCUGGCUGA
This is a messenger RNA of Triticum dicoccoides, 2115 nucleotides long. RefSeq names its product putative wall-associated receptor kinase-like 16. The coding region runs from base 1 to 2115 and encodes 704 amino acids. Gene Ontology annotation, biological process: cell surface receptor signaling pathway; protein phosphorylation. Gene Ontology annotation, molecular function: ATP binding; protein serine/threonine kinase activity; calcium ion binding. The record is from RefSeq and is a predicted model, not a curated record. The transcript has 4 exons. NCBI's taxonomy places the organism in Eukaryota, Viridiplantae, Streptophyta, Magnoliopsida, Poales, Poaceae. Gene Ontology annotation, cellular component: plasma membrane.